Pollicipes pollicipes is the source of this 4292-nucleotide messenger RNA. RefSeq names its product kielin/chordin-like protein. The coding region runs from base 323 to 3853 and encodes 1176 amino acids. Gene Ontology annotation, molecular function: peptidase inhibitor activity; protein binding. The transcript has 20 exons. NCBI's taxonomy places the organism in Eukaryota, Metazoa, Arthropoda, Thecostraca, Pollicipedomorpha, Pollicipedidae. The record is from RefSeq and is a predicted model, not a curated record. Gene Ontology annotation, cellular component: extracellular region.
UUCAGACGCGUCGCCAGCUGUCGGCCGGUCUCCCUGCUUCGGCCGUGGUGACGCGACACUGGCCAUCUCGGCAGGGCCGACUCGGCCAGGUAACCUCACAUGACCCAGGCCUGACCUAGCUCGACCCCGGCGGCUCAUCCGCCGCCUGUCCGCCUGUUCAGACCGCUGAGCCCUUCCUGUCCACCUGCCCUGGUCACUGGGCGCUCCGUUCUCGCCUGGCCUGGCCGCUAAGUCCUCUCUGUCAGCCUGUCCUGUCGUCUGACUCUGGUUUCCGCCGAGGCGCGCCGCGCUUGCCCCCCGGCCGCUGCGCCCCUGUCCCGGCAUGACGCCCGUCUGGAGCCUGGUCCUGCUGCUGGCGGCGCCGCUCGCGGUCGCUGGGCCCUGCAGGGAUGAUUUGGGCGGUCUGCAUGCCAACAACACCCACUACUACAACGUGCCGGACCUGGUGCGCCGCUGUCGCAUCUACAGCUGCGUGGACGACCAGGCCGUGCUGCUCAAAGACAGCUGCAAUAAGACAGCCGACCCGCCGGCCAAGUUCAGCCGUCUGACCACCUCAGCGGUGUGUACGGCCUCCAACGGGCGGCGCUACUACGACAGGCAGACGUGGUGGGAGACCCUGGCCAAGCCGUGCACCCAGUACGUGUGCCGCGGCGGCCAGCGGGCCGUCCAGCAGGCUGUCUCCUGUCCGCCAGUCGACCCCAGCUGCACCAGCCAGGAGGUGUUCGGCAAGUGCUGCCCCAAGGAGACCGACUGCGGAGCCUCGAAGACCUGUUACACGGCCAGCGAUGAGGAGAUCGCCGAGGGCGCCACCUGGUGGGAGAGCUCGCGGAAGCCGUGCACGCAGUACCAGUGCCGGGCCGGCGCCCCGGUCCACAAGAUGACUGUCACAUGUCCGCGACUGGCCGCGCGGUGUCGGCCGCAGACCGUGUACGGCCGAUGCUGCCCCACCUGCGCUACAUCUGUGGCGGGAGCGGCCGCCUGCCGGAGCACCAGCGGCCGCGUCUACAGCGAGGGCCAGACGUGGUGGGAGUCGGCGCAGCGGCCCUGCCGCCGUUACAUCUGUCGGGCGGGACGCAAGAAGCUAGAACACACCAUCAGCUGCCCGACCCCCAAGCCGCGCUGCCGGACGGUGCCCAGCUACGGGCAGUGCUGUCCCACCCAGACCCAGUGCGACGACGACACGCGGCCCUGCACGUGGAACGGCACGUACCGUCCGCACGGCUCCCAGUGGCAGAUCGACGCAUGCACGGUGGGCACGUGCAGGCGCGGCGUAGUGCAGCGCACCCCGGUGCAAUGUCCGCCGCUGCCACCCGGCUGCCAGCUGGAGCGCGAUCCAGCCACCUGCUGCCCCCGCUGCGCCGCCACCACCCCCGACCAACCGUGUCUGGUUGCUGGCUCCAGUUACCAGCACAACCAGACGUGGGGUGAUGAGUGUGCAGCUCACCUUUGCAACAAUGGCAAGGUCAUAUCGCAGUACUCAGAGUGUCCUCCUGCACCCAGGGCGACCUGCGCCCCGGUGCGGCGGACCGGCUCAUGCUGCGUGCGCUGGUCAUGCGAGACCACCAAGUACUGGGGCCACUGCAGGCCGGACGGCGGCGCGGCGCCGUCCAUGCUCUGCUACGAGCCCGGGCCGCAUGAGGGCCUCUGCACCGUCAGCGACCGCCUGUUGGACCGCGGCUGCUGCCCUACAUUCGACUGCCUCGGAGACUGUCUGGACACCAACCGGACGCGCCACCCGCACGACUCCAGCUGGCAGCAUGGCUGCUCCACAUACCGCUGCAGCGACGGCGUCAUCAGCACCACCACGCAGAGCUGUGCGCCGCCCGUGAACCAGCACUGCCGGCUGGUCAGCUCGACUGACUGCUGUCCCAGCUACGACUGCGGCUGUGAGGACGGCGGCCAGCGGAGGGAGGACGGCGCGCUCUGGACGGCCGGCUGCCACCAAUACUCGUGCAAGCACGGUCAGGUGGAGUCUCGCCGCAUCGCCUGCGCGCCGCCGCCGCGGCCCGACUGCACGGCCGGCCCGCCCGGCCCGCCGGACUACUGCUGUCCCCAGUACAAGUGCAGCUGCGCCGCCGUUCUGUGUGCCGCGCCACCCACCGAGCCCGGCUGCCAGGCCACGGGCACCAGCGACGACGGCUGCUGCACGCUCUUCAGCUGCGCCGGAGAUUGCAAGGACGAGCAAGGGCGCGUGCACACGGAGGGCUCUAACUGGUCCGUCAAGUGCACCAAGUACCACUGCGCCGGCGGCAGCAUCAGCCAGGUUUACGAGCCGUGCCCACCGCCGCCGCAGCCCAGCUGCACCAAACGCUACCUACGCCCGGAUGACUGCUGCCCGGUGUACGACUGUCCGGCGCAGAAGUGCGUGCCCGGGGAGCACACGUUCGACGGCUGUAACCACUGCACCUGCCUGCCGCCCGGCACGCUUGUCUGCACCAGGCGGGAUUGCAGUCCCUCAGGAUGCUCACAUCACACCGGCUACCACAAGCACGGCGCAGACUGGGUCGACCGCAACAGACCCUGCAUCAAGAUGUCCUGCAGAUACGGCACUAUCCUCUCCUCAAUCACGCAGUGCCCACCGCCUCCUGGCCCCCUGUGCGCCGAGACGCCGGUCCCCGGCGAGUGCUGCCCCCGCUGGGACUGCACCUCCAGCCCCUGCCCAGCCAAUUACACCGACGUCACCUGGGAAGACGACUGCAACGUCUGCACCUGCAACAGCGCCGGCGUUGUCUGUACCGAGCACAUCUGCCCAAAACAGUGCGUGGUGGCGGGCACCACGUACGAAACUGGUGACGUCAUCAUCGGCGCAGACCGCUGCAACAAGUCAACGUGCAUUGACGGAGUGGCCGUCUCCGUUCUGGAUGAGUGCAAGAGGCCGCCCAGCUUUCUAUGCAGGGAGAUAGCCGAGCCUACCGGGGACUGCUGCCCGAGCUGGGAGUGUCAGGCCGUGCCGGGCAUGUCCAGCCCCUGUCGUCUGGGCCAGAUCUACCAGAGCAAGACCGAGUGCGUCUACUGCGAGUGCGUUCCGCAGCAGAAUGCCGGCCCCCUCUCGCAAACCGUGCUCUGCUCCAAGAUGGACUGCACCAGUGCCGGCUGCUGGGACGCCAGUGCCGAACAUGUGCACGGCAGCGUCUGGGCCACGCCCAACCCCUGCAAGCACCGCGCCUGCGUCAACGGUCACAUCAAGGAGAUGGAGGUGCGGUGCCACCCACCGCCUGCCGACAACUGCAGGCCGCUGCUGGACGACAGCAGAUGCUGUCCGAUCUACCACUGCGCUGACACGUGUAAGGACGGUGACACCUGGACCAGCGACUGCAACUCGUGCUACUGCCGGAGCGGCCUGGCUGUCUGCACAGAGCGUCUCUGCAGCAAUUGCACGGAAGGCGAGACGUGGAAGAUUGAUUGCAACACUUGCCAAUGCAUCCAGGGACUGGCAGUCUGCACACAAAUUGCGUGCGCCGAUAGUACCGGCAAUGACUCGUGCGUUGAAGGAGACAGGUGGGAAGUCGGCUGCAACACCUGUGUGUGCGUCGAUGGUCUGCCGGCGUGUACUUUGCUAGAAUGCCCCUCGGAAAACUCCGCAGGCUGCCCGAGCCCGGUCAGACCUCUGGUGCUGCCUGAACAGCACCCCAACGGCACGUGCACCGGCCCCGCCGACUGCACCGGUGCCUUCACGGGCUGCUGCGACGGCCGCUGCGUCACCCUCUCCCAGAAGGCGACGUUUUGCCCGGUCAGCACUGACAUCGUCGGCUGCCCGCUGCCCAAGUUCGCCUGCUCGGAUGACCACCAGUGCCCCGGCGCGCUCAAGUGCUGCCCGCUCGCUGCCUGUGGAGGCCUGGUCGCCUGCGUUUGACUGCGUCCUGCGUGUCGACCAUCGACGUCGUCCUGCGGUCCUAGACGGCCCGAGGGCGCGCUGCGGCUCACGCGGACAAGAGCCUUGGCUGGGCGGGCACGAGAAGGCGCCGGCCGAUGCCUGCUGGCAUUGAUGGCUGCAACGAUAUAGCAGUGUGUAGUUUGUAACCAGCCCAAGGCGACCAGCUGAGAACGCUGAAGCCGUCAGCAUCCGUGCUCUUGUUGAUUGCAGGAGUCCGCCAGCGGCCAGACCUUAGUAGUGCUGUCAGCAUGUACGAUAGCUCCUGUUUGUUUUCAGUUCGCACACCCUGUUGGUGGAAAAUUGGUUUGGUAUGGUCUCCCCCCCCCCCCCAAACGUGUACUCUUUGAAAUCGCUCCCGCACCCCUCUGUACAAGUAUUGACAAUAAAAGUAAGGGCGUGGCACUCCCGCGUUCCCUGG